GCACGAGCUCACAGGAAGUCAUCCCGGGACGGACAAAAAGGGACGAAAAACAUGAAGAAGCUUUGGAGCAAGAAAAAGGUGGCAAGAAUGAACAGCACCAAGCCUUUAAUGGAGAACAACGACUAUGACGGCCCUGUAUCUGCAACACGACAGCUCUCGCAGGAGCUUCGUCCAGUGUGUUCUGAUGACACUUUAGGCAGUGAGCAGCGAACUCAGAGUUCCAAGCAAGUGAGCUUCCCAGAACUUCCAUCAGACCUGGGAAAACAUCUGGAUCAGCAUCUGGAAGCAGUAGACGAAAUAAUCAAAAAUAAUCACGUCACAUCUGGAGAUGACUUCCUCUGCCAGAUUCUUACUCACAUUGAUGCUCUGCUCCAGAACAUCACCACCACCAAGAGCUGUGUAAUCCUGACCAACUGGAUCUCACAGAGGAAGGAUCAGCUUGAUCACUCCGAGCUUGGUCUACUGGAUGAACGGGAAUUAAAAACAGAGGACAAACUGCUGGAGAUAGUAAAGGUGGAAGUCAGAGAUUCCCUGAGAAAAAUCCUGGAUGCUGAUCGAACACAGAUGGAUUACAGUGAGAAGGCCUACACUCAGCUUUAUGUGGACGUUAUUCAGUGUACUAAUGCCAUGCCCAAAUUAGUACAGAAGAGAUUACUGAGAAAUAAGGUGAAAAAGGUUUGCUUUCAAGAGCUGCAGAGUUUUGUGGAAAGGUACAAAGCAGAGCAAGAGGAGAUACUCUGUAAAAAAGCUGAAGCAUGGAGGGGAAAGCCAGAAAGCAUACACUUCCUGAAGACUCUGAGAACAUGUAAAGAGCUACGGCAGCACAUCCAGGCUGAAGGAAGCGUUAAAGCAGGCUCUGUUGACAAAACAAAGAAAAUACUUCAAAAGUUGGAGGCUCGCACUCUGGAGCUUAUAAAGAAAAUUGCAACCGAACUUGCUGAGAGCUGUCUGAAGGAUUACUUCAGAUCUCCCAGCAAGCCAAGUGGGAGCUUUGUACUCCGCCAGCCUGGUGAAAGACACUGUGAGCUGUUUGACUCCUUGCGGGAUCAGUUUCCCAAGCUGCCUUAUGCUGUGGAUGAACAAAUGAUGGUGAUGAAUGAGGUUUAUAAGGUUGUUGCUGACUCUUACCUCAACCAUCUCCUCCUAAAAAGUCAGCUUGUACUGAAAAAGCAAUGGAGUUCUGAUGUUGGUAAAGCAGUCAAGGAGGAUGCCGAUGAGCUUCACGCCACCAUCUCAGAUCUGGUGAGUCCACCAUUUCAGGACGUCACUGCAGACAGCGAUGUCUCAGUCUGA
Molecule: messenger RNA, 1293 nt
Organism: Poeciliopsis prolifica (blackstripe livebearer)
Lineage: Eukaryota; Metazoa; Chordata; Actinopteri; Cyprinodontiformes; Poeciliidae
Exons: 9
Coding region: 52-1293 (413 amino acids)
Source: RefSeq, a predicted model, not a curated record